Leishmania braziliensis MHOM/BR/75/M2904 is the source of this 855-nucleotide messenger RNA. RefSeq lists its product as hypothetical. Bases 1 to 855 code for a protein of 284 amino acids. Lineage: Eukaryota; Euglenozoa; Kinetoplastea; Trypanosomatida; Trypanosomatidae. The record is from RefSeq and is a predicted model, not a curated record. The transcript has a single exon.
AUGAAGGCGGUGCUCGAGAGGAGGGCUGAGGCACUUCUGCUCGCCACUCAGGAGGAGCACCGCUUGUUGGAAGCGCAGUUGGAGAAAAGUCGUGCCGCACGGGAAGCCUCCACUCGGGUAUCGCACGGCAAGUCUCGUGGGGCGCCAGCGACUGCACCCGCUGCGGCUACAUCUUCAGCCGGUCCACAGAGAGAGGACAGCGCCGCCAUGUGGAUAGAGAAUGCGUCGUGUCUCUCCAUAGGCUCCACCACCGCCACCUCACCCGAUCGGCACCCUAGCCCGUCCGCGGUGUCCCCGUCGGCCUCCCCCCCACAAGUUAUCCUCCCCAGUGCCGCCACACAUAAGGAAGGCGUGCUGCUUCACUUGGUGCGCAGCAGUAGCCUGUUCGGCGGCGUCAGUGCCUCUUUCGUGCCUCACUAUAUCGUUGUGUCGGAUAGCGCUGGGAUCUCGUGGUAUACGUCUGAAGCGGAGUACCGCCAGAACCCCCGUCGUCCACUAGGGCACGCCGACUUCUGGAUCGAGACGUACAACAGCCGAGGCAGCCGCUUUAAGAAGGCUGCCGUGUGCUGGCCGCUCAUCUUACCUGACGACUGCCCAGAGGCGAGGGACCCGAGCAAGACGUACUUUGCUGUGGAUUACUACACACCUAACGGAGGGCAGGAGCAACUUGUGCUGGCGGCGUCGUCGCCGGCGGAGCGUGACGCGUGGGUGAGGCUUCUCACCAAGUACAUUGACCUCUACUUAGCUCCUCGCACCGAGUCAGAGGAGCUGCAGCACAUCCCGCGUGGCGCAGAAGUCCCACUGCACCGGUCAGGGGUUAUCGAGGGAGAAGCUCCGGGGGGCAACAUUCUCUGA